AUGGCAUGGCUUGUAAUUGCUCUUUCGCUGAUUGUUAUCUGGGUGGCUUCUAUAUGCAAAAUCUUCUUUGGAGCAGCAUCUGGUUCCAAAGCUGCAAUUCUUGAUGAUGGCAACAAAAAUGUGUUGUUCAUCAUUGCACAUCCUGAUGAUGAGUCAAUGUUCUUUUCUCCAACAAUAAACUACUUAACUUCCAAUGGCUAUAACCUUCACAUAUUGUGCUUGUCCACUGGUAACGCCGAUGGUAUGGGAAGUAUUAGGAAAGAUGAGCUGCAUCAGGCUUGCGCAGUGCUCAGGAUUCCUCUUCAACAGUUAAAGAUUCUGGACCAUCCAAAUUUACAGGAUGGUUUUGGGCAAGUUUGGAGCCAUGAUUUGUUAACGGAAAUCAUCGAUGAAGAAGUCACUAAACAUGAUAUUCACACGAUCAUAACAUUCGAUAACUAUGGUGUUUCGGGUCAUUGCAAUCACCGUGAUGUGCACCGUGGAGUAUUAAAGUUCUUACAGAUUAAUUCAGAAAGAAAUAUCAAAGCUUGGGAACUCGUAAGCCUUAAUAUCUUUCGCAAGUACUUUGGACCUAUCGACAUUUGGGUGUCAAUUUUUUCCGCCAGAAAUCAUCACAGCAAGCUAAUCAUCAUUAAUGAGCAACCUUGGAAAAGCUUUGAAGCAAUGGCACAACAUUUCAGCCAAUGGGUUUGGUUCCGAAAGCUUUUUGUUUUGUUUUCAAGCUAUACAUACGCGAAUACACUUAAUGGAAUCAACCCUUGAGCUGGUUAAGAGUUGUUGACUGCCCUUAUUCAACCAGCAAUAAGUUCUUGUCGAGGCAAAGUUGAAACAAACAAUUUUGAGCAAAAUUGGUAGCUUGUAAAAUGUUGGAUUUAAGUAUGUUCAUUGAUUUGGCAUUUUCUCACAAAAUUUUGCGAAUUCGAAGCAUACUUUUUUUUUCUUUCCUUUAGAAUAAAAAAUAAUGUACACACAUUUUAUUUGAGGGUAAAUUAUAAUCUUCCCAAAAGUAAA
Molecule: messenger RNA, 1011 nt
Organism: Thlaspi arvense
Lineage: Eukaryota; Viridiplantae; Streptophyta; Magnoliopsida; Brassicales; Brassicaceae
Source: the annotation of a GenBank genome assembly